GAUAAGUUGCUUAUCUGAGAAUUCAAGUUUUAGAAUUGUGAGAAGAGAGUAGUUUGACUGUGUAUAAUAUCAUUACCAAAAAGAAAUCAUUGUGUCGAACUCUGUAUUGGAUUUUGGGUUCUAGGGGGAAGGAGGAGUGGUGGUAUGAAAUUAGUUUGAGUAUUCUUUUUUAUGGCUUUGAUUUCUAUGCAUUUAUUGUAAGUAAAAGAUGUAUUGCAAUUUUAAGGAGCACGCGACAGAGUAUGUGAAGCAGGCAGUUCAGGAGGAUGAUGCCAGAAACUAUAGCAAAGCAUUUCCGCUCUAUAUGAAUGCAUUAGAGUACUUUAGGACCCGUUUGAAGUCUAAGAAGAAUCCGAAGAUUAAGGAAGCGAUUACUCAGAAAUGUAUUAUGGAAUAUUUAAAGAGCACAGAGGAGAUAAGGACUAUUCUCGACAAUGGGGGAAGUGGGCCUGCCCCCAGUGGUGAUGCAACAAUUGCUAGCCAACCAAAGACGAAGUUAGAGGGAGGAGUGGGAAAAGAUGUGAAGGAUCCAGAGCAAGCAAAGCUUAGGGCCAGCCUUGAUUCUGUGAUAAUUAGGGAGAAACCAAACAUGAAGUGGAGUGACGUGGCCAGGCUUAAGAGUGCCAAACAGACAUUGCAAGAGGCUGUAAUACUGCCUGUGAAGUUUCCCCAAUUUUUUACUGGGAAGAGAAAACCGUGGAGGGCUUUUCUAUUAUAUGGUCCACCUGGAACUGGGAAGUCCUAUUUAGCAAAGGCAGUGGCAACAGAAGCAGAUUCAACUUUCUUUAGAUCCAGCCACCACCAAUCACAAGAGCAGAUUUUGAUAAAGUACUUGCAAGACAGAAGCCAACUGUAAGUAAAGCUGAUCUUGAGGAGCAUGAGAGAUUCACAGAGGAGUUUGGGGAAGAAGGCUGAUUGCUUGAGUUUGAACACAAGGACUGAUUAACCAUUUGUACAGGUAAAACCACUAGUACUAUAGGUAAAUGAAAUACGUAUAUAUAGUCAUCAAUAUAGCUUGUAAUAGAAAGUUCAGCAUCUUGUUAAGAGAACACCGUGCCAUAUUGUUUCAACCUUUCUCUGUCUGUCUCACCAGAAAAGGAAGAGGUGGAAAGCUCUUAAUUGAUGUACAUUCGAAACAAAUUGCUACCGGUUUGCCACUAGAUGUUCCUAGAAACAAUAUCCUAGCUGCUGCUGGUACCAAAUUGGUAAUUAACCAAUGAUGAACAUCUAAAAUAGACAUAGAAAACAAGUUGCUAUAUGAUAUUGUUAAUGAAAAUUAGCAAAUGAUUACAGCUAAAAAAAUUUACAGUAUUAUGAAAGAACUAUUGUGAUACUAUCUUAUUGAUUAUGCCCCAGGGCGCCGCCAUUAAAAGCAAGGUAACCUAAAGAUAAAACUCUUGCGUUUGGAAUGGAGGGAGAGAAGGAAGGUGUGGCGAACCUUUGUAAAAUUAAGUACAAAUGGUAGUAGCUAAAGGCUCCCCUGGACACGCUCCAGGUGAGCUUAUCUGGGACAAAAAUGGUAAUUGGAUAAAGUGUUUUUCCUUCUCUACUUAGGACUUACUUUCAGUGUUCAGGCUGAACUCUGGGCUAUUGGCUAUAGACUACAACUUUUGUGGCGAAUGGAUUAUUGCAACAUUCUAUUGCAUAAUGAUAAAUUAUAUACAU
Messenger RNA from Quercus lobata, 1665 nucleotides. Its product is annotated as protein SUPPRESSOR OF K(+) TRANSPORT GROWTH DEFECT 1-like. Gene Ontology annotation, molecular function: ATP hydrolysis activity; ATP binding. The coding region runs from base 209 to 856 and encodes 215 amino acids. The record is from RefSeq and is a predicted model, not a curated record. NCBI's taxonomy places the organism in Eukaryota, Viridiplantae, Streptophyta, Magnoliopsida, Fagales, Fagaceae. Gene Ontology annotation, biological process: endosomal transport; vacuole organization. The transcript has 4 exons.